ACCAUUAAUCAAACAAGAACUGUCUCAUGAAUUAGGGAUAUUUUAGAUGAUGAAACCUAGCUAUAUAGUUAGCUAGCUAACUAUAGCUACUGAAACAAUGUCGUUUUGCUAUGUUUUGGGGGAAGAACAUUGUUUGCAUCCAUGAGCUAGCUAACUUUUUUUAUGAGCAGCACUGUAGGUGUGCGAGACAACUUUACCAGCAUCAUAGCAUACGUAUCGAUGAGUCGUUGUGACAUAUACAAUACGAGUGAUAGUGUAAUCAAUGUGUAAUAACUACGUAAAAAUUGAUGAACGCGUUAAAUUAUGUUACGUGCAGUCAUAUGACACGUCUAAUAGUGUUAAAUAGUAUAUUUUUUGACACGCAAAGACCCAAAAGGCGUUCCAUAGCAAAGAUCAAAAUGGCAUUCCAUAGAAAUCCUGGUUGAGAAUGAAACGACAGAACAAAUGAACAACGAAACAGCACAGCAACCUACCCCAGCCAAACCCGGAUGACGCUGGGCCAAUUGUGUGCCGCCCUAUGGGACUCCCAAUCACGCCCAGAUGUGAUGCAGCCUGGAUUCAACCCAGGGACUGUGCCGCAGUUUGCCGCUGUGUCAGGGGUUCUGGGUCUGAUGACGGGCACUGCGACUGUCCUGGCCACCAGCGAGGUGAAGAAGAAACCUGCAGCUCUGAGUCUCAGUAUUGAAGAGCUCCCGUCCCUCUAUGUUACUCCAGAGCCGCAGCUCCGGUAUGUGGAGCCAGAGGUGGGGCCAGUGGAACAGGGCGUGGCCAAGCUGAGGAAAUGGGCCGAGCCUUACACCAACCAGUGUCAGGUAACGGGUCUGGUUGCCCUGGAGAAAGCUGAGGAGGUCUACAGGACUGUAGAGCCCACUGUGAGCGCCUCCACCAGGACAGUGAGAGAGACAUAUGAGUUCCUCAAUGAUCCUCCUCCGGACCUCUAUCCCAGCGUCGGGGUGGUUGGCUUCUCUGGCUUCUUAGGAUUGUACCUGGCCAAAGGUUCCAGGGUGAAGAGGCUGGUGUUUCCUGUCGGGCUGAUGGCUCUUAGUGCUUCCAUGUUCUACCCCCAGCAAGCUGCCUCCUUAACCAAGGUGAGCAGGGACUCUGUGUACAGCUGGAGUCAGCAGGGUCGGGAUGCUGUGCAGACGCUCUGGAAGGACCUGCCAUUUGGCAAGGGCAAGGCUGAGAAGACCGAGGACAAGAGCACUGCUAGCUGAGACAGAGAGCCUGGACACAUCGCAUGAGAUUUUGAAAGUUAAAGGUCCCAAAACAAUCACAUUUUGUUGCGUCGUGGAACAUUUGGUUCAAACGUAGAGGAUAGGUUAUAAUUGGAGCCCGGACGGUAUAUUGUUUCACCGAUAUUAUCCAUCUAUAUUGGCCGUAAAACCCAGGGUGUUUUAUUUGACUGUGUGUGUUCAUGUUGUGGGCCUAAUGUUGUGUCAGAGUGUGUUUGGGUGUGUAUGUUCAAUCAUGUGGUGUUCCUAGGUGUGGAUUGUUGCUGGCCCUCAGGCCCUUGUUCUCCUAUGCCUUUGUUCUCCUAUGCAUUUGUUCUCCUAUGCAUUUGUUCUCCUAUGCAUUUGUUCUCCUAUGCCUUUUGUUUCAUGAAAUUGUGAAAUCCUCAAUGACUGAUGUUAAUAUAGGGGAUUAGGAUUCUUGGCAUGAUAACAACGGUUGUCAGAGGAGUUGGACUGCAACUUCUGAGAGAAUCACCUAUAUUCACAACAGCCCUCUUUUCCCAAGAGUGUUUCCCUAGGUGGCAACGAUGUGACACAAAGCUCCUCACGGUGCACGUAGUGUUGGCACACAAAACAGAAAAGUAUUAGAAUUUUGAAGGACGUUACAUCAUGUCAUCACACCCACCAGUGGUGAGAGCCUGUUAUUACCAUAAUCUACUGUAUGUCUAAAUUGGUUGGAACCAGGCUCUUGUCGUAAAAAUACAAUUUGUUUUCAGUGAUAUAACCUGGCUUACUAGAGGUGAUAUAAACUCUGUAGUUCUGGGUGUGCUGCACCAGUGUGGAUCGAAAUCACAUUCAACACUCCUAUAUGCACCGCGCCUCCAUGGUGUACACACACCCUAGACAGAGCACCUUAACAUACCGCUGUCUCUCAUGUAACAUGAUACAUCACAUUCCCUCUUGCUCAGUUACCUUGCCAACUAACCAUGCCAACCUGUUGUAACCAUGCCAAUGGACACAGGAGACUCCUGAAAGCUGUCCUCUGACCUCGUUUCUGUGUUCAUGUCUACAUCUUGUUGCUCAUGCUUGUUUUGGUUAUGUUUAUGUAUUUAUUUCUAAAGACAUUCCCCCAUCAUUGAUCCACCACAGAGUGCACUACGAUAAUGUUGCAUCAAUUAUUUAAAAAGUUAAAGAUGUACUUCUACUGAAGAAUAUUUAAAUGUGGUGUAUAUUUGAAGUAUUUUGUGUUUCAGGUGAUGAUUUUCAUUUUGAAUUGGUUGAUUUUUGUGUUGAUUGUCUGUUCCCAGAAAACUACUGUCUAUAAACAGAGAUAUGGCCCUAAUAAACCAAACUCCUAUGUGA
This is a messenger RNA of Oncorhynchus nerka (sockeye salmon), 2534 nucleotides long. RefSeq names its product apolipoprotein O, b (gene apoob). The transcript has 10 exons. NCBI's taxonomy places the organism in Eukaryota, Metazoa, Chordata, Actinopteri, Salmoniformes, Salmonidae. Gene Ontology annotation, cellular component: MICOS complex. The coding region runs from base 489 to 1214 and encodes 241 amino acids. Gene Ontology annotation, biological process: cristae formation. The record is from RefSeq and is a predicted model, not a curated record.